Molecule: messenger RNA, 2476 nt
Organism: Dicentrarchus labrax (European seabass)
Lineage: Eukaryota; Metazoa; Chordata; Actinopteri; Moronidae
Product: caspase-6
Exons: 8
Coding region: 64-960 (298 amino acids)
Biological process (GO): proteolysis; apoptotic process
Cellular component (GO): cytoplasm
Source: RefSeq, a predicted model, not a curated record
GUUGUAUUGACGAAGCAAAUUCAUUUUCCUUUCAGUAGUAGCAGUCGGAGAUAAGCCGUGAACAUGUCUGACAGAUGUGGAGGAAGUGUUGCUAAAGACAGCAGGACAGACACAGACAGAGCGGCAUGUACGGAGAACCUAACAGAGACUGAUGCCUUCAUCAGAAGCUCUUUAGCUUUGGAUCCUGCAGAGGAGUACAAGAUGGACAACAAGCGACGAGGCCUCGCACUCAUCUUUAACCAGGAGCGUUUCUUCUGGCGCAUGGGGUUGAAUGACAGGCAUGGAACCAAUGCUGACCGUUACAACUUGGAGAGAAGACUGGCAGAGCUAAACUUCGAAGUGAGGGCUUAUGAUAACUACAAACAGGUGGAAGUCUUAGACAAAAUCAGUGAAGCCGCAGAAGAAGACCAUUCAGGCGCAGACUGCUUUCUGCUCGUAUUCCUGAGCCACGGUGAGAAUGAUCACGUUUACACCUACGAUGGAAAGAUCAGCAUUCAGGAUAUCACAUCGCUGUUCAAAGGAGACAAGUGCAACAGCCUUGUGGGAAAACCAAAGAUCUUUAUAUUACAGGCAUGCCGCGGAGACAAGCAUGACAAUCCAGUGACUGCCUGUGAUGCUGUGGACAGUGAGCUGAAGACAAAUCAGGUGGUGGUGGACGCCAGCGCCGUACACACCCUCCCCGCUGGUGCUGAUUUCAUCAUGUGCUACUCUGUGGCUGAAGGUUACUAUUCCCACCGCGAGACCAUAAACGGUUCCUGGUAUGUCCAGGAUCUGUGUGAGCUGCUUCGGCAUUAUGGGGACUCCCUUGAAUUCACAGAAUUACUCACGCUGGUCAACAGGAAAGUGUCGAUGAGGAGUGUUGGGAACAGUAAUGACCGGAGUGCCAUUGGGAAGAAGCAAGUACCUUGCUUUGCUUCAAUGCUCACCAAGAAACUCUACUUUCGACCAAAGAAGCAGUAGUUUCAAACCUGAGUCAUAAAAAUCAGCUGGUUUCAUAUUAAUGACAUUUUUUUUAGUCUUCUACUGUAUGUUGAUUAUGAACACUAUUAUUCACAUAUGCAAUGGACAAUCAUUAAAUUGGCAGCCUUAGUAUUCACAGUACUAAAAUAGCAGUAAUAAUAAGAGCAAAAGAUAUCUUGGCUGGGUAAGACCUGGUUUAUGAAGAAUCAAGGCAGGUAAUGUAUCUCUGGCAGCAAGUAGAGGAAAAGGAUCUGAUUACAGACCAGCUGCUACGAAACAGGUUACGACAUCUGAUUACUGGUUUCUCACAAUAAUCUGGGUUAUUGUGUGAAUGCACACAUAGUAGACAUUACAAGGCAAUCUAAUACAACAGCCCUGCAGUAAUUCAAAGUUAGACCAGUAUAUUGGAGGGCCUAUAUUCGCUCAUCACGGCUACAUGUAUGCAUUAACAGAUACUGGUAAGCAGGUAAAAGCAUUUCACAUGUCUUAUAGACUGUCUGUUGGUCAUAAUAGUCAGAACAGCGCAGAGUUUACAGAGUACUGUAGGUGGGCCACAAACAAAACUAACAUAAAGAAAGUUGAUAUACAAGCCUGUAACUUGAAUUUUUUUCUGAUUUGCAAUAGAAAUCUUAACUCAAAAUCAAGGUUGAUUUUUGAGGCAAUAAUGUUGCAUUGAAUUGCAUUGGGUUUUCAGGUGUUCCUGUUAUGUUGUCCACUCCCGAUAGACCAUAACACAUUUUGCACUUUCAAGAAAUUGAUUUUAAAACUGCAGAAUAAUUAUGGACCACAUUUUUCUCUACUUGUCUUUGCCCUUUGUCACAUUUUUGCUUUCUUGUUUAAUCAGAUUUAAACUACUAUGGUACCACACGUUACCCUACCCCACAGCUGACUUUUUUUUCUUAACAAACCAGAAUGACAGUAGAAACCUCUGGUGGUCUUUUUUAACUAAACAUAGUCUAUUAGGAAACUGGAAAUGUAAGGUGAAUCUGGUUUUCUUGACUGUAAAGUCAGUUGCAGGAAUGUCUACAAGCUAGACAAAUACUUUCCAGCUUACUGUAUCUUGCGAGGCGGGUAACACAACACCACAACAAUCAGGUACUUCUAAUGAUUUCCUUUACAUCAGGGUUUAAUACUUAAUCAUGUCUCUGUAAGCACCAAUGAUCAAGUAAUAUCUCUCAUAACAGAUCAUCCAGGCACCACAUAAACCUGCUGUUUGUCUUCAAGCUUGCUCCAUCAAAAAGGGAAUUCAUGUUUGUGCUGUUCUUCGUGUUGUAGCAGUUUACAGUACUACAUUUUAAUAAUGCGUAUUUGCACCCAAAAUGGCAACAAACACCAGUGUGGGAAGUACCUCAGGGAGGAAGGGUGUUUUUUUUUAAAGCUGUACUGUGGACAGAAAACACUUCUGUGUCACAUGAUCUACAACUCAGGAAAAACAAAUCUACCAGCAGACAUUGAUCCUGUGUUUUUGUGGCCUUACUGUUGUGACUUUGUAUAAUAAAAUCUGUGUGACAUAUCA